Homalodisca vitripennis (glassy-winged sharpshooter) is the source of this 405-nucleotide messenger RNA. RefSeq names its product succinate--CoA ligase [ADP/GDP-forming] subunit alpha, mitochondrial-like. Gene Ontology annotation, molecular function: succinate-CoA ligase (ADP-forming) activity; succinate-CoA ligase (GDP-forming) activity. Lineage: Eukaryota; Metazoa; Arthropoda; Insecta; Hemiptera; Cicadellidae. Gene Ontology annotation, cellular component: succinate-CoA ligase complex (ADP-forming); mitochondrion. The record is from RefSeq and is a predicted model, not a curated record. Gene Ontology annotation, biological process: tricarboxylic acid cycle.
UUGCCUUCUAACUGCCCUGAUAUCAUCGCUCCCGAACUGCUGCGUAAGAUUGGUAUUUUGCCUGGACACAUUCACCAGCGAGGCGAGAUUGGUGUAGUUUUUCCUACUCGGACCAUAUACGAGGCCGCCCAUCACUACGCAAGGUUGGACUGAGACAGACCUGCGAGUGGGCUCGGUGGAGUACACUUCAUUGCCGGCUUGGAGGUGUUCUUGAGUGACCCCGAGAGCAAGGGCAUAAUUCUGAUUGGAGAGACUGGUGGAGUAGCUGAGGAAAACGCACCCGGAUACUUAUAUUCUGGAGAGGCUAAGCCUUUGGUGUCGUUCAGUGCUGGUCUAACCAUCAACUCUGGACGCAGGGUGAGGCACACAAAUCAGGAAUUGGGAGGAGGCCCAGGACAAGAUUGA